AUGGUCUCCUGGGUUUCCUUAAGAAGCAUUCGAUGCAGCAGAUUUCCUCCAUCCCAUCCCAUCCGGCUGACUCCCCUCGGUCAACAGGAGUCCUCACCCUGGGAUCAUUCUGCAAUCCCCAUGGCUCCAGCUCCCAGCUUCCGUGGACACCAGUGGACUUACAACCCUGUCCGAGGGUUCUGCCUGCUCUUGCUGCUGGUCAUGUCACAUCUGCUCCUGUGCCAAGGCAACUCAUGCCCGUCCUGUUGUCCUGACAUGUUUGACAUCCCCCUGAAGUCUCUUACAGACCUGUUUGUCAAUGCCUCCAGGCUGUCCCACGACAUGCAUAACCUUUCGACAAUAAUGUUCAAUGAGUUUGAUGAAAAAUAUGUCCAGGGCAAACAGUCCUAUAUCAAUGUCACCAACAGCUGCCAUACUAAUUCCCUCCAUGCUCCCGAAGAAAGAGAAAAAGCCGUACAGAUGAACAAUGAAGACCUGAGUAAGUGGAUCCUAAUGUUGCUGUACUCUUGGAAAAGACCUCUGUAUCAUCUAUUCACGGAGCUGAAGAGCAUGAAAGAAGUCUCAGAUGCUAUCCUAUCAAAUGCCAGAGAGAAUGCGAAAAAAGUACAAGAACUUCAAGAACUCAUAGAGAGACAAUUCAGCCAGAUUAUUUUUCCAGUGCGGCAGAAGAUGAGCGAGGCUCGCAUUAUCUGGUCAGGACUCCCAUCCCUGGUGUCCAGCAAUGAAGAUGUGCGUCAUUCUGCAUUUUAUAGCCUGUUCCAGUGCCUAAGCAGGGAUUCAUGUAAAGUUGACAUGUACACCAAGAUCCUGGAGUGUAGAAUCCGCAACAUGUGCUAA
Molecule: messenger RNA, 837 nt
Organism: Dama dama (fallow deer)
Lineage: Eukaryota; Metazoa; Chordata; Mammalia; Artiodactyla; Cervidae
Product: placental prolactin-related protein 3-like
Exons: 5
Coding region: 1-837 (278 amino acids)
Biological process (GO): response to nutrient levels; mammary gland development; positive regulation of receptor signaling pathway via JAK-STAT
Cellular component (GO): extracellular region
Molecular function (GO): prolactin receptor binding; hormone activity
Source: RefSeq, a predicted model, not a curated record